This is a messenger RNA of Cydia fagiglandana, 2166 nucleotides long. RefSeq names its product dynein regulatory complex protein 1. Bases 52 to 2166 code for a protein of 704 amino acids. Gene Ontology annotation, biological process: axonemal dynein complex assembly; cilium-dependent cell motility; regulation of cilium movement. The record is from RefSeq and is a predicted model, not a curated record. The transcript is spliced from 14 exons. Lineage: Eukaryota; Metazoa; Arthropoda; Insecta; Lepidoptera; Tortricidae. Gene Ontology annotation, cellular component: axoneme; axonemal dynein complex.
CAGUUUGAUGGGACAUUUUAUACACAAACACACGGCCUUGAAGUGACCAAUAUGUACGGAAAAGGCGACGAUGACGAGGAUAAUGUGCUUGCGCCUACAGAACCUCAAGUAUGCUCGACGGAUCCUGAUGAGCGGAAGGCAGCCAGAGGCCUCCGUAUCAAGCGCCGGCAGGAGGCUAUUAAAAAAGCGGAAGCACCUCCCGAGGAAGCAGCGUUGGAAGAGGAACCCGGGCUCAUUGAGCAGGCCACGGCCGCCGCGGCCGAGGAGCUCCAGCGGCUGGCGCUAGACGGGGCCGCCAAGGUCACCAACGUCAAAGUAACCACCGAUGAGCGGGAGGUCAUCCGUCGUGCGCUCUUUACCAAGAAGCAGACAAUAUCUAUGCAAAAACUGGAAGCGGAAGCUGAGGAUACCCAAGCGCGAUAUGAACUCAUCACGGAAAACUGGGAAGUCAUGUUAACUGUCAAGGAUCCCCUGGACAUUCAAGCGGCUAUGAAAGAGCAGAAGGAGAAAUGCGACUUUCUAUUGGCUCAGAAAACUAAAAUGAUUGACGAGUUAAAGAACGACCUCAAACUCAUGGACAUCGCUUAUUACGAUGAUUUAGAAAAACAAGACAAGGAUAUAAAAGAACUCUCGGACAGGAUUGAAAAGCAGGUGUCCAUAAUGCAGAGAGCUUACCAGAAGCAGCUUGCGCUUAUACAACAAGCCAUCGAGAUUGAGCGUGACGCUAUGGUCGACCACAAUAACAAGCGGUGGGAUGCUUUAUAUAGGCAACGUGAUAAGGAAGAAGUUGCUCAUAUGGAGUCUAAAUCCGAGCAGCUGGAAGAACAUAAACUAGAGAUGGAAGCUAUUAUGUGGGAUCACCAUGAAAAGUUUCGCGUUGCCAAAAUUGAGCUAGAGGUCUUGAUACAAGAACUACAAAAAGAACUCCAAAAAUUAAAAGCCGCAUGUAUCAUAAAUACGGAAAAGAUUGGGUAUACCUAUCAAGUUUUGAAAAAACGCGAAGAAGAAAAUGUAUUUGUGAGAUCGCAACAAAAACGUAAGCUUAAUAAAAUGUCCGAUGUCGCUAAUAAAUUGCGUGCGAAAAUCCGUAAAGCCGCUGAAGAUGGUGCCGUCGAAGAAAUGAAGGCAGACGCGGAAAUCAUAAAAUUAAUGCAAGCAAUGGACGAUUUGGAAAAGAAAUCUUAUCAAUUUUCUCAUGUUAACAAUUACAAAUUUAGUCAGAUUUGGCGCAUGUCUAUGGCGCGAUGUACAGAACUGGCUAAACAGUUGAGACUGGCGGAAGUUGCUUUACACGCUCAUAUUUUAUCAGAGCCACCGCCUCCGCCACCGCCACCUCUUCCGAAGAACCCUCUCUGGAAAUACGAACAUGAAGCAUCCAGUGAAUCCCAAGCAGUAGCGGUCGCUGAAGAGGAACCAGUAGAUCCUAAGGAUAUGGUAGCUAAAACAGCAAAAGAUAAAUUGGUACGACACAUCCUUCAAUUGGUCGCUGAUAACACGGGAUUUCUAGUAGAAGAUCGUUUACUAAAACUUAUAGAAAAAUAUCAGCUUACAUCAAGAAACUUAUGCACUUUAGAUUCCAUUUUUAUGGCUCUUGAAAUUCAAGCCGAGGAAGAUGUUGAGUUACUGUGCAAAGUCUUUUUGAAUUACGCUUUUUGUCCCGUUUGUGUUGAGACGGAUAACGAAUCGGAAUCCAUAGAACAAUCUUCUAUUCCUGACGAUGUCGCAUCACGUCACACAGUCCCCAGAUCAGUUCGAGGUGAUAGGUCCUCAGUCCGGGCACGAUCUAGUGUGGCAAAAAGUGUUUCAGCGAGUUCUCGAUCAAUCCACGUAGGAUUUAGAGGCCAGGAAUUAUCACCGUCAGACGUACAACUAAUGACAGAAGCUGAUGAAAUCAUACAAAAAUGCGGAGAACUGAGUGUGGGCACAGCGGGUACUGGCGCGAUCACGGAAUCAGGAGUUUCAGCAAGUCAGCGGCGACCGCACGCGCGAGGUGUCACGGUCACCUCCCAACUCUCACUCGCUAAGAGCAUCAAGGCCGUCAAUACAUUCCUUUGCCCAUUGGGGCACUACUUAGAAAUUGAACCAAUGCAGGUACUUACAGCCUUAGGAGAGUUUGUCUCGGUAUUCGUUCCUCCGGAGAAAAGGCGACUUUAUGAUAUACUGUAA